GUUCACAGGUACAGAAGAAUGGCUCUUCGCGAGACUCUGACAAACUCACGGCUCUCCGCGAGGGCACGGACUGAGGACGGAGGACAGUCUCUCUAAGCAGCGCUUCAGUGGAUGUUGUAACUUCGGCAUGUCACUCAAAUGGGAUAUAUGAUUUUGUGCCCCAUUUCGUUUUUUUAAAAACACCCCUCUCGUCUUUUGAUUUUUGCCUUGCGUUUUGAACAUCUCGCUUACCCACUUCCCUCCCGAUACCAUCCCUCCCCUGUCCAUCGCACCCAGACCUCUCUCAUUCCGCAUCUGCACCCUCUCGCUUCGGGCGGAUCUUCGCUCUGGUCAUCCAGAAACAACUGCUUCAUGGGGCACACUCCUUCCGUCGGAAAAUGUCCCUCUCUUGGCUUCUAAGCGCACCGGCAAAGUUGACAACAUUAAGACCAGGGCUGGCGUUGCGCGUCUGUGAGCAGUGUCGGGGGAACUGAGAUGGGUGUCACGGUGACGGCGGCCCUACAUGAGCCCCGAAGUCCGCACCAGUGGAGCCGGAUAGUGGGUCACUGGGUAUGGAUUGCAGUCUUGUCCUUUCUCGCCACUUUCCCGGUGCAACAACUUGGCGCUUUCCCGUCCUCUCUCAGCGACUGUCAGACUCCAACUGGAUGGAAUUGCUCGGGGGAUGAUGACCGGGACACAGAUCUCUUCCUUUGUGACACCAACACUUGCAAGUUUGACGGCGAGUGUCUCAGAAUUGGGGACAUAAUAACAUGUAUAUGCAACUUCAAG
Sinocyclocheilus rhinocerous is the source of this 768-nucleotide messenger RNA. Its product is annotated as tomoregulin-2-like. The annotation marks the transcript as partial. NCBI's taxonomy places the organism in Eukaryota, Metazoa, Chordata, Actinopteri, Cypriniformes, Cyprinidae. The transcript has 2 exons. The record is from RefSeq and is a predicted model, not a curated record.